Molecule: messenger RNA, 729 nt
Organism: Macaca mulatta (Rhesus monkey)
Lineage: Eukaryota; Metazoa; Chordata; Mammalia; Primates; Cercopithecidae
Source: RefSeq, a predicted model, not a curated record
AGUGACAGCUGCUCUGUCUUGAAGGAUCCGGAUCUGGUUUGGGAGGGUGAAGACCGCUGAAAUUUCCAGGCUGCCCGAGGCUCUAUCUUCCACCACCCAACGGUUCUUUUACAGUGGCUCUGAAAUGAGAGAAAUUGGAGAAAUUCUCCCUGCUCAGGAAAAGGUAGAGGCAAGAACUGACUUAAAGAUGGGUAAGAAGAGUGCUACUGAUCAUAAGCUAAAUGUGGACAAAGUAAUUAAAAAUAUUAACACAAUUUCUUUGGAGUUGAAGAAGAUAAAAGAUUUGCAUCAUAUGCUGAUGCUUACAGCAGCCACAGCUAAGGGGACUGGGAUUGCCAAGACCAGUUUGGACCAGUCAGAACUUACUACAGGAGCUGGGGAAAGGAACACCUCAAACGAAAUCAAGCUGUGACACCAAGAAGAAGAGGGCGUGGCCGUUAGUUAGGCACCAAAUAAGCUCUCCCAGUUAUUGCUUUGUGACCUUAUCCUACAUUUUAAUCAUCCCGUCAAGACUGAGAACUUAACAGAAGCAGAAAGAAAACAACCCCCUCUUUGAAGAGUCUAAAAUAUCAGAUAUAUCCCUUGUUUCUAACAGUUUUUCUGCUGAUUUCUUAUUUGUUACGAGUUUCUGUUUUUAUUGUUGAAGUAACAAAUACUUGGGAGAGUUGAGUUUACUAAUUUGUAUAUGUAUAAUUUAAAACAAAAUAAAAAUAAUGUUGUAAACAAGCA